AUGCAGCAAAAGCUUACGAUAUUAAGCAAUGAGAAGGAACGUCGGGCUCCUCAAGGCGAGACCAUCGUUCACGGCUAUGACAGCAGUGUCAAGUAUGACUAUGUGGUUGUUGGGUCGGGACCUGGUGGCGGUCCUCUUGCAUCCAGGCUCGCGCUUGCGGGCCACAAGGUCCUCCUAAUAGAUGCUGGCACCGACGAAGGCAACGAGAUCACGACCGAAGUCCCUGCUCUCAUGCUGCAGUCCACCGAGUAUGAACCACAGUCCUGGAGCUACUACGUCCAGCACUACUCCGACCUCGAACAACAGAAGCGAGACUCGAAGAUGACCUACCGACAGUCGGACGGCAGCCUAUACGUUGGCCUCAGCCCACCGUCUGGAGCUGAGCCGCUGGGGAUCUGGUACCCUAGAGCAGGGACUUUGGGAGGGUGUUCUGCGCACAAUGCUAUGAUUUCAUUGUAUCCCUUUGACUCAGACUGGUCCAACCUCCAAAGUCUGACAGGUGAUGAGUCCUGGGAGCCGUCCAACAUGAGAAAGUACUUUGAGAAGCUGGAAAAGUGCGAAUAUCUUCCAAACACAGCGGUCGGACAUGGCUUCAAUGGAUGGUACAAGACCAGUCUUACGAGCUUGAGCCUUGUUGUUGAAGAUCAGAAGCUGUUGAGUCUCAUUCUGUCGGCAGCCACAGCUAUGGGAAAGAGCAUUCUCACAUCCAUCAUCACGACCGUGACUGGUCUUGCAGGCGUCUUAAUCAAAGACCUCAACUCAGGCCUGCCGGGCCGGGACAGAAUCGAGGGCCUCUACCAAGGUGGGCGUGAAAACCUUGGAUUUGGAGAAACGGGCUGA
Saxophila tyrrhenica is the source of this 840-nucleotide messenger RNA. RefSeq lists its product as uncharacterized. NCBI's taxonomy places the organism in Eukaryota, Fungi, Ascomycota, Dothideomycetes, Mycosphaerellales, Extremaceae. Gene Ontology annotation, molecular function: flavin adenine dinucleotide binding; oxidoreductase activity. The record is from RefSeq and is a predicted model, not a curated record. Bases 1 to 840 code for a protein of 279 amino acids. The transcript has 4 exons.